CACUUUUAUUAUAUCUCAAUCUCCUUCUUCUUCCUCAAGCUGAUUCUUGAGUAUGCAAGGAAAACUUCUCUUUUGUCCCCUUGUCAACAAAAAUCUCCCAUUCAACAAAAUUUCUUCAGCUUCUCUCCUUCAAAAGGUUUUUAUUCUCCUUGGUUUGAACAAGUUACACUGUAGAGAGUGAUUUGGCUAAAAGAAGAUUGAUUCAGGAGCUGUGUAGUGUAUUGCUGGGGUUUUUCCAAUGCAAACGUCUCAGAAACAUCACAGUGCGGCUGGACUGCACAUGCUGUAUCCUCAAGUCUACUGUUCACCUCAGUUUCAAGCGAAAGACAACAAAGGCUUCUCUGAUAUCCCGUCCAAAGAAAACUUUUUUACCCUCGAAUCCUCCACUGCUUCUGGUAGUCUUCCUUCGUAUGACUCUCCUUCUGUGAGCAUUACAUCUGGCCGGAGCCCGUUUUCUCCUCAGGGCUCUCAGUCUUGCAUCUCGGAUCUCCAUCAUUCCCCUGACAACGUCUAUGGAUCACCUUUGAGUGGGGUGUCAUCUCUUGCCUAUGAUGAAGCUGGAGUCAAGAGUAAGAUUCGGGAACUUGAGGUCUCGCUGCUGAGUGGUGAUACAAAAGUUGAAGAAUUCUCAGGUUUUAGCCCCGCUGCUGGGAAGUCGUGGAACUGGGAUGAACUUUUGGCUUUGACUCCACAGUUGGACUUGAAAGAGGUGCUGGUGGAGGCUGCUCGGGCAGUCGCUGAUGGGGAUUUCGCUACAGCGUAUGGAUUCCUUGAUGUCUUGGAACAGAUGGUGUCAGUCUCAGGCAGUCCGAUCCAACGGCUAGGCACUUACAUGGCAGAAGGGCUUAGAGCGAGGCUUGAGGGGUCUGGGAGCAAUAUAUACAAAUCCUUGAAAUGCAAUGAACCAACGGGAAGGGAACUGAUGUCUUACAUGAGUGUUCUCUAUGAAAUCUGCCCCUACUGGAAAUUCGCGUACACAACUGCGAAUGUUGAGAUCUUGGAAGCAAUAGCUGGGGAAACCAGAGUCCACAUUAUCGAUUUUCAGAUUGCACAGGGAUCACAAUACAUGUUUUUGAUUCAGGAGCUUGCGAAACGCCCUGGUGGGCCGCCGUUGCUGCGUGUGACGGGUGUGGAUGAUUCACAGUCCACCUAUGCUCGUGGGGGAGGACUCAGCUUGGUAGGUGAGAGGCUUGCAACUUUGGCGCAGUCAUGUGGUGUCCCGUUUGAGUUUCACGAUGCCAUCAUGUCUGGGUGCAAGGUGCAGCGGGAACAUCUCGGGUUGGAACCUGGCUUUGCUGUUGUUGUGAACUUCCCAUAUGUAUUACACCACAUGCCAGACGAGAGCGUAAGUGUUGAAAAUCACAGAGACAGGCUGCUGCAUCUGAUCAAGAGCCUCUCCCCAAAACUGGUUACUCUAGUAGAGCAAGAAUCCAACACAAACACCUCGCCAUUCCUGUCACGGUUUGUGGAAACACUGGAUUACUACACAGCGAUGUUUGAGUCGAUAGAUGCAGCACGGCCACGGGAUGAUAAGCAGAGAAUCAGCGCAGAACAACACUGUGUAGCAAGAGACAUAGUGAACAUGAUAGCAUGUGAGGAGUCAGAGAGAGUAGAGAGACACGAGGUACUGGGGAUAUGGAGGGUCAGAAUGAUGAUGGCUGGGUUCACGGGUUGGCCGGUCAGCACAUCUGCAGCGUUUGCAGCGAGUGAGAUGCUGAAAGCUUAUGACAAAAACUACAAACUGGGAGGCCAUGAAGGAGCGCUCUACCUCUUCUGGAAGAGACGACCCAUGGCUACAUGUUCCGUGUGGAAGCCAAACCCAAACUAGAUUGGGUAAGUUAUAGUGAUGAUGGUUACUUGAGUGGAUAAAGAAGAGCACAACAAAAACACAUCUGUCGCUGUAAAUUUUUUAGGAUGUGCAAUGAUGUUUUAAGUUGUAACACAACCUAAGUUAUAUAUGUAUACAAACCAAACCUGGUGGUUGUUUUUCUCUUGUAAAUUGUCAUGUGGUUGUGGGUGGGUUGCUAGUAAUGAAAUAUAACCAAAACAUUGAUUAGGUCAUUUUAUGAUCUUCUUCUAUAUAUACCGGUAUAAGUCAACUGGCGGCUGAACAAAGGUCGUGAGGUAACAAAAUAUGAGACAAAUCUACAGGUCAGAUUGGGUUCUGAAUUCUGAUAAGGUCUUAAAAAGGAGCUCACCAACCCACAAAACCAUGGAUUGAACAAGUACAGGUCAUUGCCUUCAUUUUAUUCUUUACUUUUCUAAGGCUCAAGCUUCCUUUAUUGCCUUUAAUAACAAUAUACUAAUGAGUAUUUUGCACUCAGUAACAAAAUUCAGGAGAGUAAUUUUUUGCCCUAACAUGUUACUUUUAUGUGUUAAGAGUUUAGAAUUUUGGAUCUAUGAUUUUAGUUUUUGUUAGGGAAUCAUAUUCAUAUAAAUAAAAUAUUGCCAUU
Arabidopsis thaliana (thale cress) is the source of this 2453-nucleotide messenger RNA. RefSeq names its product SCARECROW-like 13 (gene SCL13). Gene Ontology annotation, cellular component: cytoplasm; nucleus. Lineage: Eukaryota; Viridiplantae; Streptophyta; Magnoliopsida; Brassicales; Brassicaceae. The transcript is spliced from 2 exons. The coding region runs from base 239 to 1828 and encodes 529 amino acids. The record is from RefSeq and is marked reviewed.